Fragaria vesca subsp. vesca is the source of this 1274-nucleotide messenger RNA. RefSeq names its product bifunctional epoxide hydrolase 2-like. The transcript is spliced from 2 exons. NCBI's taxonomy places the organism in Eukaryota, Viridiplantae, Streptophyta, Magnoliopsida, Rosales, Rosaceae. Gene Ontology annotation, molecular function: hydrolase activity. The record is from RefSeq and is a predicted model, not a curated record. Bases 45 to 1010 code for a protein of 321 amino acids.
AAACCUUAGCAUAUCGAGAAAGAAGAAUUGAAGAAGAAGAAGAAAUGGAGGGAAUAGAGCACAAGACAAUCAAAGUGAACGGCAUCAACAUGCACGUGGCCGAGAAAGGUCAAGGCCCAGUGAUCCUCUUCCUCCACGGCUUCCCGGAGCUGUGGUACUGCUGGAGACACCAGAUGCACGCCUUGGCCUCUCUCGGUUACCGUGCCGUGGCGCCGGACCUCCGCGGCUUCGGAGACACUGACGCUCCCGCUGAGGCUUCGAGCUACACAUGCCUCCACGUGGUCGGAGAUCUCAUUGCUCUUUUGGACGCCGUCGCCGCCGAUCAGGAGAAGGUGUUUGUCGUCGGCCAUGACUGGGGUGCGGUCAUCGCUUGGCACCUUUGCUUGUUUCGGCCCGACCGAGUCAAGGCUUUGGUUAACUUGAGCGUUGCUUUCACUCCAAGAAAUCCUCAGUUCAAGCCUGUUCCUGCUCUAAAAGCUGUUUACGGCGGUGACUAUUACAUGUGCAGAUUUCAGGAGGAAGGUGACAUAGAAGAUGAGCUUGCCAGCCUUGGCUGUGAUAGAGUCAUGAAGGAAUUCCUGAGCAACCGCAACCCCGGUCCGCUUAUGCUGCCUAAAGGUAAAGGGUUUGGGAAUGCUAGCCCUGAUGCUCCGGUCACAUUGCCGAGCUGGUUGUCGGAGGAUGAUAUCCACUACUACGCUAGUAAUUUCGAGAAGAAGGGCUUCACCGGUGCCUUGAACUACUUUCGGAACUUGGACCGGAAUUGGGAGCUGACUGCACCCUGGACCGGUUCUAAGAUUCUAGUUCCGGUUAAGUUCAUUGUGGGAGACCAAGACCUGGUUUAUAACUCCAUGGGCGCCAAGGAUUACAUACACAAAGGUGGGUUCAAGAAAUAUGUGCCCCUUCUGGAAGAGGUGGUUGUGAUGGAAGGAGUUGCACAUUUCAUCAAUGAAGAAAGGCCCGAGGAGAUCAACCAGCACAUUUAUGACUUCUUCAAGAAAUUUGAUUAGCUUAAUCUGUUUUUCUCUCGUGCAUUUUCUUUGUCAGUUUUUGUUAUAAUUAUGUACCUACUACGAAUCGUUGUAUUUCUCGUAGGUUGCUUCGGUGGUAUUCGGUUUUAGUGAUUUGGUUGUAGUCUUUGCACAAGCCAGUAUUUUAUAUUGUCAUUUGCUUUCUAGGAUUGGAUCAAAUGGUCAAUAGGUGAUCCAAUUUGAUUGAUAUGUAUUUUUUACUAUGUGCUAUUGAACUUGCCAACCAUCUACCAAUCGUUCGUC